This is a messenger RNA of Rhopilema esculentum, 4310 nucleotides long. NCBI's taxonomy places the organism in Eukaryota, Metazoa, Cnidaria, Scyphozoa, Rhizostomeae, Rhizostomatidae. The record is from RefSeq and is a predicted model, not a curated record.
CGUCAUCUUAUUAAAACAAUAGGCCUGCCCCCCCCAAUAUUUGACCAAGUGUCCGCCACUGAUAUACACUAAUUAAGACUAACAUGAAGCAAAUUCAAGGAUUGCAUAAGACAGUUCAUUUACUGCAAAAUGAGCAUGCACACUUGUUUUCAAGGAACCAAGUUUUGAUCAAAUUCUUAAAUUGUCUAGUAUUUUGUGCUGUCUUUAUUGAUUCCGGGAGUGAAUUCCAGAUUUUAGGCCUUUGAAAACUUAAUGAUCUGAUACCAUUAUUGGUAGUUCUGGCUUUUGGAAUGUCAAGGGGGUUUUGUGUCGAAGGUUAUGACCUGUUGAUGAUUUAAUUAGUGAUUGAGAAGUUGGGGGAAGGGGUUAAAACAUUUACACUGAAAGGGCAAAAUAAUAAAAAAUGAAGAAAAUAACAAAUUUUGCAAGGGCAGUCCAGCAGUUGCUAUUUUUUCCUCCAUGCUGCAUGCGACCUUGAUCAUAAUGAUGAUUUUAAUCAUAACAACAAGACAAAUGACAAUCUCUGCAACCUAUAGAACACCAUCAUCCUAUCUGCUACCAUAAUCAACAUGGCAAGACUUUGUUUUGGCCCCACAGCCAUUUUGUUUGCCACAACUUGUUACCAUUAGGGGGCCAGGGUGCAUUUCAUGUAGGUAGGCCCGAAUAUGUCCGGCGUGGGCUAAGAAAAAUGCCUUGGCGUAGAAAAAAAAAAUUCUGUUUUUUAGCGUGUCAGCGACAGAAAACCCCGAAUAUCAAUGACUUGUUUAGAAUUAUUGGCGUAUCGUUGACAGAAAACGGCGUGACGGCGUGGCGCAUCGCCGAGAUAUGAUUUGAUAUGCUUAACUAAUCUCCUCUGCGAGGUGUUUUCUUUGAUUUCUAUAUUAGUUUCGUUAUUCCGUGGUCCAUGGUUCUGUGGUCCGUAUUUCGACACAAAGAAGGAAAAAUCAUGUCAAGGAGCAUGCUGAGUAUUAUAUGCACCCUGGUGAGUCCAUAUAGAUAAGGCGUUUCCCGACAGAAGUUGGGAUGACACUUUCAAACGGAAGUACUGUCACAAAAAGGAAGUACUGUCACAUUUUCGAACGUUUGUCAUGUGGUCUCAAUAUUAAAUGAAGAGGCAAAGCCAAGAACUUGCGUUCCGUUAGAAUAUUACAUGGAUUGAAAUGGAUAUUGAUGAAAACGAUAAUCAACAGAAACAAAGUCGACAGCAAAGUAUAGGAAAGAAACAAGUGAUUUUGUCCUGGGCGAAAGGAUGUGCAAGUAGUAGCAAAGAAGUUAUCCCUGAAAAGAGACAAAAAAUCUCGUCAGAAAAGGGCAGCUUUACUUGCUUGCAAUGCUUUGAAUUACACUUGAAAGGAAAAAGGGAUGAAAGAUAUACAUCUGUAUGCAGAACAGAUCAUUCAACUGUUCAACGUCAUAAAAAUAGAUGGCACAGCAUUCCUGGAUCGAAGUUAUGCACAAUUGUUCCAACAGCUGCAAAAGAAGUGAGUUCAUUGAAGUUAAAAUAUGCAAAACAGAACGUAUCAGAAGUCACUACACCUGAAGAAAGAAACACCAGUACAACUUCAUCACAGAUUAUUUCAAUAGACCCGGUACAUAGCACUGCAGCAGCUCAAGGCAAAAACAAUCUAGAAUUAGCUACGCCAAGCUACGAAGAAUACCUUGAUGAACUUGAAUCAAAUACUGAAAGUGAGGAAAAUAAAUUCAUGGAGGCCCUAUCACCCAUAGAGCCCCUGGAACCCCUGGAAGCAUGCAGCAACGAGCCUCAGUUGAUGACAGAAUCAAGUGACAAAGAAACAUUGGAUGGGAUAGAAAUAUCUGGAAUGGACACUCAAAGUACACUUUUAUCUUUUAGAACUGAAAAAUUAGAUGCAACAAAGAAGAACAGCACCGUAGACAUGGAUGCCAUUAUGACUGAGAUAAAUAAAUUAAGUUUAAAGGUGGAUGAUAUUGGAGCAAAGCACAGAAGCUUACAGCAGCUUGUUUUUGAAGACCCAGAGACUGGAAGGCAAGUUGCUGCAAUGAAGAAAGCCAACAAUAUCAAUGAAUUAGUUGAGGCAUCAAAGCCAAUUCAGUGGUUCUAUGAUGAGAAAAGUGGUUGUGCAGUUCUGAGAUGUUUGCCAUGUUAUGAGCUUCAUCUGAAAGCUAAGCCAACAUUAGCCGAUUUAACUCCAUUACAAGCACAGCGAAUCCUUAAUCCAAGAAGCAGUGGAACAUUUGCAACUGGAAUUUUCUUGAAAAAGGAAAUCGCGAGUCUGUUAAUCAAAGGUCAUAAUAGGACUUGGUACCGGGAAAAAAAUAUGCUAAUUGACCACAUGUGUAUCAUAGGAAACGGCUCAGAGACACAUAAAAUUGCCAUGGAAGCAUACAAGCAGGCUUUGAAAUCCAAUAAUGAAAAUGCAACAACUGCAACACAUUUAUUUAGAGCGGCUAUAGUGGAUUUGAAACUUGGUGCAGCAGCAAGAAACUUUGAAGUGUUAGUGUCUUUACUCGCAAAUUGCUCUGUAAAUGUUGGAAACAUUGGGCAUGGCAGGAAUCUGUUUAAUGACAUACUGUACUGCCUGGAAAAGUCGAUGAACAAGAAGACGGCAGAAUUCCUUAAUCAGCCACUCCCAUCAACAUUCCUUCCUCCACACUUUUGGGUUACCAUUGAUAAAGCUACACCAGCCAGAACAACAAACCAAGCAGUAUUGGUUGUCGCCAGAGAUAAGAAUGGGAUACCCUCCCCAAUACCUGUUGCAGCUCCUGCCAUUUAUACAGAAUUUACCGAAGCCUCAUAUGAUAUAUUGGCAUUAAAACUUCUGGAAGCAAUUUCUGAUAAUUUCUCCCCCCAAAUUCUGGAAAGGCUUUGUGGUGUGGCAGCUGAUGGCCCUUAUCAGGCUUCUGGAUUCAGAAGUUCACUUUUUCGGCAACUGGAGAUCCCAGAGCAUGUAGACAAAGUGAUCGCUCUCCCCAUAACAUGGGAUACAGCCCAUGUUUUAAACCUUGCUGUUACCGAAGUAAGAGAUGCUAACUCACCUGGUGGAGAACAUUUCCGUAGAUUUAUCAAGAGAUGUAAUGUGUUCAAUCAUGUUUUGGCAAAUGGAAAGGGGUUUGCCUUUUUGCAGAUGGUGGACAGUACUGUGAGACGACCUGUGUCAUAUGCUACUCAGCGUUUCAUGAGUUCAUCGUAUGAGCAGUGGCUCAAAAUUGAACAGAGCUACCAAUCGUACUGGCAGGCAUUUGAAUUGUUACAUCCACGGAGGGAUGAAGACGAAGAGUGGCAAUACAUGAUUGCUGGAAGUGAUUUUGUGGCAGAUCUUUUAUCCUUUUUGGAUAUCAUGGAUCCUAUUAUUGAUCUGAUGCUGAGAGCCCAAUCACUUGACACUCCAAUCUGGAAGCUACAAAUGUGGUGGCCUAAAGUCAGAGAAAAUCUGCUAAAAGCUGUAAAAGGGAACCCCCUGGUCUUUCCUAGACUGUCAAAAGUCGAACACUCUUUGAUACCUGGCUUAAAAUUCAAAGGAGUUGAAUUACUUCAAGGUUGGCUCAUAACGAAAGAUAAUGGAAAAAAUGCAGAUGGAAAUUCUCGCUUUACGUGGCAUUUGCGUGACAGUAAAGAUAUCGAAGAAGAUCGCAAGAAUUUGGCCAAAGAGCUAUGUGAAGCUUUGAAUAUUAGAAUUGAAUCGCUUGCUGAAAAAUCACCAUCAACAUUUGAAGUAUUUGAUGCGGCGAAUCUUGUUAAGCUUCACUGUGGAAAAAGAGUUAAUAAAGAAAUAAAAUAUUUUGUAGAUGAAGGUGAGUAUGAAGUAUAUGGAGUGGAAGAAUGUAAGCGCAUAUUAACAACGAUUAGCGAGCUAAAACAUGUGAAGGAAUCAGGGAUGAAUUUCGAUUCAAGAAUGGCGUAUCUUUACAUGUCCAGAAUAAAAAACGCUGUUAAAGCAGGCAUCUGGAAUGGCAAGUGCCCAGAAUGGUUUAUUAUAAGCCAAAAUAAUGUUAAUUUACAUACUCAAAAUGCAACACUUGAAGAGUUUGAAGAAGAAGAAAGCAAUACAUUAGAUUGUCAGUUCAAAAUGGUAUUUUCAAAUGGAAAAGUUAUGAAAGUGCGCUUACAUGAACAGCGAAUGUACCAAUCAUUUUACAACAACGAAGAAAUCUGUCACAUUGCAAGUAAGCCAUCUUGCGCUCUAAUUGACAUUCUUUUGGCUAAGGGAGGGCCUGAAGCAAUAGCUGAAAGCUUUUACAGCUCAAUGAGAUCGCAACAACAGUCAGGAGGGCAAUCGAACGAAACACUGGCUAGAAGAACGAAGCUGCAAUGGGCCUUGCCGUCACUUUAA